Messenger RNA from Caenorhabditis remanei, 2625 nucleotides. RefSeq lists its product as uncharacterized. The transcript is spliced from 9 exons. The record is from RefSeq and is a predicted model, not a curated record. Lineage: Eukaryota; Metazoa; Nematoda; Chromadorea; Rhabditida; Rhabditidae. Bases 1 to 2625 code for a protein of 874 amino acids.
AUGAUUUUUUUCAGAUUAUUUCCAGAAGAGUCCAACAAAUUUUCGGAAACAAAAUUUCAAGACUUGUCAAACUUAACAAGUGGAUUCAUUUGGGAGGAAAAUCAAGAUAAAUGGAUUCUGACAACCGGUGACAAACAAUAUGAAUCCAAUUACUCACACAUGCCGGCAAAGUUGAAAAAAAAGAGCAAAGUGAAAUAUUUUGUGAUGGAGAGAGCUGGAGAUCUAGAAGCAUCCAAUAUGACCAACAUUGAGAAGUAUAAGAAAGCUUACAACAUAGAAAAUCUCGCAAUUCGUUGCUUCAAAGCGACAAACAUGAACGACCCAAACGUCUAUAUACUACUCGAAGAUAUGAUUGAUGUAAUUGAAAGUCUUUCUGACGGGACGGAGAACAACAUCCUACGUAUUUUUAAACCCAUGUUGAAAGUACAAGGAGAGCAUUUUUAUGAAGCAAACCAAUCCAUUCAGCUCAGCAUGUUCUUUGAACAGCUUGUUUUAGAUAAGACUCAAGUUACUAUCAUUCCUGAUGCUUAUCAAAAUCUAAGCAUGCAAAAAACACGCAAAGAGUUCUUCACCCCAAUCACAACUGUCAAUUCAUAUGGAACAGUUGUCAUGGACACAUCUCAAGCAAUGCUAUAUACACUUCUCAAAAUAGUCAUUGGUAUCGACUGGAUAAAAGCGGAACAAAAAAUUGGUACAGAUUCAAUGAAUGAAUUUAAGAAGAAGUUUUUUGCAUUAAUGGAGACUUAUGAAAACAGAGCGAGAAUAACUUUCGUCUCAAAGCAUCAUGUCGAUCAACAAAUCGAAAUCAUUCGACAGGAUCUAGUAUUCAAACAACUUGUAAGAAAAAUCCCGGAGUGCUUCAAGGAUGGUCAAAAUAUGAACAAUGAAAUAACUCUGGCAACUAAUAAUGCGAAUCUCGCUCGUUACAGUCUGCCAAUAUAUGCCGCCCGAAUUAAAAUUUUCAAGCUAUCGAUGCAAUGGUAUUCUUAUAUAUUCAGUUGGAUCAAUAGUUUUUACUUACACGAAAAACUAAGUCAAAAAGUGAUUUUGAUGCAAGCAAUGUAUUGCAAACUGUCUUUAUGCGGAGCAAGUCCGAUUGAUGAGCAAUUGGAAAAGGAUGUCGAGUAUUGGACGGAACAGACUACGGUUUUCUAUAGAGAGGCGAUGGCAGGAGUUGCCAAUGGAAAACCAAAUGUUCUCGUACAGAAUUACGAGACUGAACUGAAAAAGAGAAGAAAGGAAGCGUCAAAAACUUUGCAUCUGCUAAACGGUAACACGUCAGUACUUGGGAACGUUCAGCUUACUUCAAUUGUGCAGAAUGCUCAGCAGAAAGCUCUAGAAGUUCUAAAGGUCAAGCCUUUUCUGGAGACUUCUGAAGCCCCGCCUCCAGGAUCGGGACUAUCCUCCGAUACUUCUUAUUCCACAUCAAAGCUCGACACCUCCGCAGAGAAAUUUGAACCUUCCGAGAAACUUGUUAGUCCUACAGUAGCCGCUAAAACUCCAAAAGCUCCACCCCUUCCUGAGAAGAAACAAAAUGAAGCCGCUCCCAUUGAACGAACGAAGAAGCCGGCUAGCCUUACUGUAGCCCUGAAAACUCCUGAAGCUCCGCCCCUUUCCUCGAAUGAAGUCGUUCCUAUCGAACGUCCCAACGAUGCUAAGUAUUGGAGGGAAAAAUGCUUUACAGCUGGAGAACACUGCUCUAAUGCUCUAAAAGCUCAAAAAUCUGCAGAGAGGAAAGCGAAGGAGUAUGAAACAAAGGCGAAGAGGACGGAAGAAGUGGAGAAGGAGAUGAAAAAGAUGAAAAAGGAGAUGGAGAAGCUGAAGGAGAAAAACGAGAAGAUGGAGAAGGAAUUGGAAGAAGCAAAUGAAACAAUUCAGAAGAAGAAGGAGAAGGAGUUAAAGUUACGGGAGGAGUUGAAGAGUGAGAAGAAGUCGUCGGAAGUGGAAAAACAAACCUUCGAAGCCACGAAUAAGUUUCUUGAAGAUCAAAUUCAGGAUUUGAAGGACGCGAUGGCCCUUUCAGAGCAAACCAGGAAAGAGGCUGAAAGAAAGCUUCAAGAACUUCAAAUCAGUCAACCAUCGACUUCAAAACAACCUAGCUACAAGUCAAAGCUAGAAGAAUUAAUUAAUUUGAAAGAUGAAUUUGCAAAAAGACUACUCAAAACCCAAGCCAAAAAAAUGUCUGACGUCUUGACCGCUGAAUCGGAUGACCCUGCAAUUAAGGAGAUGGUUGAGAAAGAAACGGGUAUAUUUAGGAAGUCCUAUGACGAAUAUCUCCACAUCUUGCUUAGAAAUAUUUGGAAUUUGAAGAAAUUCCUGGGCACCCGACCGCUCAUCCCCCUCCCAGCAGAGCCCGCCAUCCCUGAAAAACUAUGGGACGCGUACCGAGCUCACACCGACCCUCACAAACCACUAAUAGGCAAAAAUGAAUGUCAUUUUUGCUAUGACCGUAUCGAGCCAUCCGAAAGAACUGCUCAUUGCGGACAUGAGAAAUGCGAAGCAGUUUUGCAUUUUGAGUGCGCCUGUAAUUGGUACACCACUGGUACGAAGAGUGUUGAGUGUAUGUAUUGCAAAGAGCCGUUUUUGGAUAUCAAGGCGGUGAAACGGGGACCGUGGCGGUGCUGA